AACAACUUUGACAGACGUAAACGAAGCCGGUAAUAAUUCUUUUAUUAUUUUUUAAUCUUUAGUUUGUUUUUAAACAAUUUUGUAAAAUUUAAAACUGCUGAUAAUGUCUCAAUAAUAAAAAAGUUUAUAAAAGUACAAAAUGUCGAUAAAUAAUUAUGUGAUAUUAUGCUGUUUGGUGGCGGUUGUUAGCGCAGCUGAAUUGGUUGAUAAGAACAAAAAUGAUCAGGCAAAUUUACGAGGAAGGGUUACUUAUUUGGAAGCUGGUGAAAUACAUAUUUAUGAACCUUUGCGUAGACAUCGUGGUUUCUUUGAGAAAGAUUUGCGUACCUAUUGCUAUAGGGGAGAACAUAAGACUUUGGGACGUUUAUUCGAAACGGUGGAAUUGAUUCUAGAGAUUGAAAGUGAUGAUUACACUCAAUAUGAUGGUGCUACACCAGCAGAAGUGCAAGUACACUAUGAUGAACAUCGUUCCUUAUUUAGUUUUAAUCUAUUUAGCCAAAAACGUACCCGCCUGCAGUUAUCGCCCUUUGCUUCCAGUUGUAUGGGCAUAGAAACAAUAGAACCUUAUCGUAUACGUUUACAAAAAGUAAGAGUAGAUUUUUGGCGUGUCAUUCAACUAGUAGUAGGUUGUUUGGUCUUUCAUUAUGCCGGCAAGUUAUCACAAAAUGCUAUAUUCUAUUAUAUAACAGGAGUGACAUUGGGUAUCUGUUCCUCCUUUAUGUUGCUUAUAUGGUUGUCAAGUAAACUAGUGCCUAGACGCACCAUGAUGUAUGGCGUUUUAAUUGGUGGCUGGACCAUUGGUUUAUAUGUUAUACAAAUGCUGUGGGAAAAUCUUCAAGUUAUUAUUUUAACCUAUCGUACAUAUGUUUUUUGGUAUAUUUUCGUUACCGGUGUUGUCUCGUUCUUUUUCUGUUACCGCUGGGGUCCUCCUACUAAUCAACGCUCCAAAAAUAUUAUUAAAUGGUUGCUGCAGCUAAUGUCUUUAAUUAUGAUUUAUUUUUCGAGUCGUUACGAGGAAGCUACUGCUGCUAUAAUUAUUUUAACCAUUAUUUUACAUUAUUUCCCACGUUCUUUGUGGUAUAGGGGACGUGCUUUUUGGUUGCGUAAAUUUCCGCCUAAACGUCGUUUUCUUACUAAUGAGGAGUAUUAUGAACAGGGUGUUAGAGAGACUACGAAGGCUUUAGAUGAAUUGCGUUCGUUUGCCAGUAGUCCGGACUGUAAUCAAUGGAGGGUCAUGAGUAAAUUACGCGAUCCCAUGCGUUUUGCAGCAUUUGUCGAGGGUGCCUCACACUUACGCGAUGAAGAAAUUUUACAUUUUGAAUCUUCAAAAUACUCCGACGACUUGGACGAUUCUGACAUAAGCCUAAACGACAGUGAUGAAGAUGUAUCAAGCCAACAACAUCAUGUCAAAACCUAUUAUAAUGGACAACAACAAUUAAAUACAGUUGGCGAUAUAAGUGAAGAUGAAGAAGAUGUAAUAUCUGAAGAAGAAGAAGAAAAUAUGGCUAGAGGUAGAGCUACACCAUUACAACGUUAUCAUAUUACACAUGCUUCAAAUUCAGCAACAAUUAGUUCAGCUAAACAAAGAUUACGCCAUAUAACUCCAACAACUAGGGCACGUCAUUCGAGUGCUCCUAGAUCGGUGACACGAUCUUCUAGACUUUAUGAACAAGAAUUCAGUGAUGAGGGUUAAAUGUGUUAAUAAAACUCUCAAGGAAAUCGUUUGAUUAAUUGCUUAAUACAUAAACAUACAUUAUUUAUAUUUUUGUACUCAUUUGGACAAUUUUUCAUAAUAAUUUUUUGUCUCCUUUUCUUGUGUUUUUUUCUAUGUAUAUCAUCGUCUCAUCAUUUGUACGUUAACUUUAAAUGAAUUAAUUUACUAUAAGUUUUUUUUUCAUUAUAACUUUUUUCUUUAGUUUAGCAUUAAAAUAUUUAAUAAAAAAAUGAUUGUUUUCUUUUUGUAAAUUAAAAACCAUGAU
Messenger RNA from Lucilia cuprina (Australian sheep blowfly), 1979 nucleotides. Its product is annotated as nuclear envelope integral membrane protein 1-like. NCBI's taxonomy places the organism in Eukaryota, Metazoa, Arthropoda, Insecta, Diptera, Calliphoridae. The record is from RefSeq and is a predicted model, not a curated record. The coding region runs from base 140 to 1693 and encodes 517 amino acids. The transcript is spliced from 4 exons. Gene Ontology annotation, cellular component: nuclear envelope.